Molecule: messenger RNA, 8998 nt
Organism: Acanthochromis polyacanthus (spiny chromis)
Lineage: Eukaryota; Metazoa; Chordata; Actinopteri; Pomacentridae
Product: epidermal growth factor receptor substrate 15-like 1
Exons: 27
Coding region: 69-2906 (945 amino acids)
Biological process (GO): endosomal transport; endocytosis
Cellular component (GO): clathrin coat of coated pit; cytoplasm; plasma membrane
Molecular function (GO): calcium ion binding; cadherin binding
Source: RefSeq, a predicted model, not a curated record
CGGGUGGCCGUUAGGGGGCGUGCUGUUCGCAGAGGAAGGGCGGGUGCGUUCCCGCAGCAACAGGGAAGAUGGCAGCCCUCACAUCUCUCACCCAGCUGUCGAGUGGGAACUCUGUAUAUGAGAACUUUUACAGACAGGUUGAUCCUGGGAAUACAGGGAGAGUGGGACCAACAGAAGCUGCCCUAUUCUUAAAAAAGUCUGGACUCCCUGACAUCACAUUAGGAAAGAUCUGGGAUUUGGCAGAUCCCGAUGGCAAAGGCUAUCUGGACAGACAGGGGUUUUAUAUAGCUCUGCGACUGGUGGCCUGUGCUCAGAGUGGUCAGGAAGUCAGUCUGUCCAGCCUUAACCUUACAGUCCCACCUCCAAAGUUUAAGGACACCAGCAGUCCAUCUCUGAGCACCACAACUUCUGUCUCAGGCGAAUCGCACUGGGCCGUCAGGCACGAGGAAAAGAAUAAAUUUGAUGGGAUUUUUGAAAGUUUGGCCCCUGUCAAUGGCCUGCUGUCAGGAGAGAAAGUCAAACCAGUCCUGAUCAACUCCAAGCUACCUCUGGAUGUCCUUGGGAAGGUUUGGGACCUGAGUGACAUAGAUAAAGAUGGCCAUCUGGACAAAGAUGAGUUUGCAGUGGCCAUGCACCUGGUGUACCGGGCUUUGGAGAAGGAGCCCGUCCCUGCACUUCUUCCAUCUGCCCUCAUCCCUCCAUCUAAGAGGAAGAAGAGUCUUGGCUCAGCAACCAGCUCUGUCCCUGGACUACCUGCAAGCCCUCCACCACCAAAAGACUCACUGCGCUCCACACCCUCCCACGGAAGCAUGAACUCACUCAACAGUACCGGCAGCCUGUCUCCCAAGCAUACGCUCAAGUCUGGACAGCAUUUGGUGAACUGGGUGGUACCAGUAUCAGAGCGAGGUCGCUAUGAUGACAUCUUCUUGAAGACGGAUGCUGAUCUAGAUGGAUUUGUCAGUGGACAGGAAGUAAAGGAUAUUUUCAUGCAGUCUGGACUUUCACAGAAUGUCCUUGCACAUAUAUGGGCUUUGGCAGACACACGGCAGAUAGGCAAGCUGACCAGGGAGCAGUUUGCCCUCGCCAUGCAUCUCAUCCAGCAGAAAGUUAGCAAGGGCAUUGACCCUCCACAAGCCCUGACUGCUGACAUGAUUCCACCCUCUGAAAGAGGCACUCCUGUACCAAGUAUGUCUGGAUACAUGACUCCAGUGGGAUCAGAGAUGGCUGCUUUGUCAGAAAUGAGACGAGACAGCUCUAGUUCAGUGGGUUCAGGAGAGUUUACGGGCAUCAAAGAGUUGGAUGACAUCAGCCAGGAGAUAGCCCAACUGCAGAGCACUCUUGCCUUUACCCAGUGGAAUACUCUCAGGGAGAAGUAUACUCUUGAGCAGGACAUCAGGGAGACGGAGGAAGCCAUCAGACAUAAGAGUAUCGAGGUACAGGAGAUGCAGAACGACCUUGACAGAGAGACAACCAGUCUGCAGGAGCUUGACGCUCAGAAACAAGAUGCUCAGGACCGCCUGGAGGAGAUGGACCAGCAGAAACAUAAAUUAGAAGACAUGCUGAAUGAAGUCCGGAUGAAGUGCCAGGAGGAGUCCCAGAUGAUCUCAACCCUCCAGAGUCAGAUCCACUCCCAGGAGUCAGACUUGCAGUGCCAGGAAGAAGAGCUGAGCCGGGCAAAGGCUGACCUUGGCCGGUUGCAACAGGAGGAAAAUCAGCUGGAGCAGAGCUUGGCUGCUGGCAAGAUCCAACUAGAGACCAUCAUCAAGUCUUUGAAGGCCACCCAGGAUGAGAUCAACCAGGCUCGAAGCAAAUUGUCCCAGAUUCAGGACAGUCAGCAAGAAGUGUCUAAAAGCAUUGAACAGUACAACAGCACCUUAAAUGGAACUCAUGGAGGCAGUAUGACCAACCUGGCUGACAUGAGUGAGGGUUUCAGUGACAGAGAGAAUGGAGGAUUCCCAGCCAUGGUGAGAGCAGCACAGGAAGAUCCAUUCAAAGUAAAGCCAUCAGUGUUCAACAGCCAGCCACAGGAGCUUCACACUGACCCCUUCCACUCUGAAGACCCCUUCAAAACAGACCCAUUCAAAGGUGACCCUUUUCAAAAUGACCCUUUUGCAAAGCAGCAGCCAACAUCCACAGCAGACCCAUUUGGAGGAGACCCAUUCAAAGAGACUGAUCCAUUCAAGGCUUCAUCAGAAGAUUUCUUCAAAAAGACCACAAAAAUGGAUCCCUUCUCCACACCAGACCCCUUUAGCAAAAGUGCAACUUUACCUUCCAAGCAAGCCAGUCACUUCACAAGCAGUGACCCAUUUUCCUCAAGCCACCCGAAACCCAAAGGACCAGAUCUCUUUGGAACAUUGGACCCGUUUGGCAGCAGUUCAUUCAGCAGUAGCAGUAACAACUCCCCUGGAUUUGCAGACUUCAGCCACAUGUCAAAGCCCAGAGACCCUUUUGAAGGAAGGGCUAGCUGGCUACCAGACUACCAGAAGCCAGUUUUUGUGGAGGACCCAUUUAGCAGGAAGAAUGACACACCAGCUCUGCCUCCGAAGAAAAGUGUUCCCCCGAGACCCAAACCACCCAGUGGUAAGACUACACCUGUGAGCAUGAGUGGCACAGCUGACUCUUCCAAACCAUGUGACCCCUUUCAGCCAUUCAGCGGUGACGUCAUUGACCCGUUUCAGAACAAAAAGGGCCUGGGAGACCCAUUCAGCGGCAAAGACCCUUUUGCCUCAUCCUCAGCAUCAAGACCUGACAAAGUCAAGCUUGGGAAUGAGGCUCAACAGUUGGAGUGGGCAAAGCGUGAGAGUGAGCGAGCAGAGCGUGAGCGACUGAAAAGGCUCAGACAGCAGGAGCAGGAGGACCUGGAGCUGGCCAUUGCCCUCAGCAAGGCAGAGAUGUCCAAUGCAUGACCUGGAAUCCUCCCCACACACAAAUGCACUCAUGGCCAUAGACUGGCUAACAUACAGAUAAAUGUGACUGACAUCUAAAUAUUCAGACAUGAAGUACUUCACUGGACUAACUUCCAAGUGUUUGUGGAAACUGCUAUACACACACCCACACACACACACACACACACACACACACAGGACCAGCAUCUCCACAUGCACACUCAAUGAGUCGAAGCAGAAAGAACUCCUAGGUAAGUCUGGUGGUUGACCUACGUUUAAAAUCAUUACAACCAAACUGUGGGCCAAAAACUCAUCACUGCAAAACUCUCCUGCUGACACGAAGAGAAGGAGAGCUGAGGUAUGAAUGACAUUAGGAAGAGAAGGAAAGCGGGAUUGAUGGGAACGAACGGAUGCACUGUGUAUAUGCACAAUAGUGGCUGGAUAAUGAUGUGAUGAAUCCGUUCACUGGACUAAGCAGACUAGCUGAUCAUCGCAGAUGAAACACCUCGACAGUUUGUAUUUGGGCAUGUUAUAUUUUUUUCUCCCGCUACUCUCAAAAUGUUGGCAAAUGGCAUGAUAAAAAAAUUUCCUGUCAUUAGCAAAAGCAGAAAUAGAUGUUUUCCUUCAGUGUAAGAAGCAUCAGUGAAGAAAAAUGAUACUACAAACUGGCCAGGUUGUUCUUGGAGGGGAUUUCUUUCUCUUCUGUAGCGGUGGCGUGCACUGUGCUGCUGAUGGUUCUAGACUGUGUCACUUACUAUACUGUGUUGAGUUGUUUUGCUUGUCAGAAAAUGCAACUGAAGGAGAUGCUACAUAAGUAUUUGUUAUUGAGGGGCCUAUGGGGAUGACUGAAUUUAGCACUGCUCAGGAUUGAGAAUUUUCAACUCCUAGGUUUUAGGUCGUCGUCUUUUUUUCAUAAAUACCUUCACUAACCCAGACUCGGAUGGGAUGUGAGAACAUCAAUAUUGAGUUUUUUUCCCUCUGAUGGAAGCCGUUUUCAUCUGCUGCAUAGGCAAAACUCUGCAGAGAUUUAAAAAAAAAAAAAAAAAAGUUGUUUGUUUUUAUCAUCUGACUCAAUUUAAACCACCAGGUUAGAGACAUUCACCUGAAGUAAGAAUCCAAGGCUGGAUUAUUCACCAGACCAAGUGAGCAGCGCAGAGCCGUAUGGCCCAAAAUGUGACACUUAGUUUGUGGUAAUUUAUUUUAGGAAAAUGGUACACACUACUGAACCACGGUAUACACUACUUGCAUUAUUUUCUGUUCAAAAGACCAGCGAGUCAAAGUGGAGACAAAACCAGUGAAGUCACGAGGACGGCAUGAGGAGGGAUUUUUCUUAGAACUGAUGAAGCUCCCUUUAGGCCUCAUUACACAGAUCUUACAUAGACAUCUUGUUUUUCAUUGUGCUUGUAGAGUAGUACUGAUCACAACAUGACAACAUAUUUAUUUGGAAAACAAAUAGAUGUUUAUGUUGUAACUGUGUUGAAUUACCACAAACUAGCUAUAUCUGCUUUACGCUUACAAGUUGGUCACGCAGAAAAAGAGAAACUUUGACCCAACAUUAGUCCGAUAUUUUCACAUUUGAUUCUUGUUCAUAUUAUGGGAUGUAUAGAAAAAGCUAAAUGCUUCUCAGCAGCUUAAAAAACACAAACCAGUUUCCUCUAAUGUAACAAGUACCUGAUAUAUGACCAGAUGUCAGCAUAUCCUUUGGAGUGACAGUAACAAAUUGUAUAAAUAUGUAUUCUUUGUCCAUGACUGUGAUAGUACUGUAGAGAGAUGUCUGAAGUGACUUGCAGUACUUCUAAUCUCUGGCCAGCGUAUAUAGACAGAGCUAACUAUGCCUCUCCUCGAAAGCUGCACUCUGAUCCUAAUGCUGUGAUGUCACACCACAUGUAAAAAAUGAAAGGCAAGAUGAGGGAAAUAAUUUUUCCACGUUUAACAUAGUUUUUGUUUGUUUAAAUUAAGGAUAUUAAACAGUUUUUAUUUAAUGAUCUAGAUAUUAUUACAUUAUAUUUUGACAUGUUUUUGUUUCAAGAGCAUCCAAGUUGAUGUAGUUCUUUUGUGAUAUUAUCUGUAGUUGAGCUUUAGUCAUCCCAGUGCUCUACAGAGCAGCAAGCACAAGCUGCAGUGUUUGGAAAAGUUUGUGAUUGGCUGAAAACUGGAAAGAUGUGAACAAGUGCUAUUUCUGAUGUGUCAUAGCUUGAUGUUCCAACACGGACUUAACCACUCACCUUAUGUUUUUAUAUGUUGUCCCUUUACUUGAAGGAGUGGCUAAUGUUUGAAGGAGGCAGACUGAAGUGACUAGAGUACGAUUUCAUCUGUGCUUAAAAAAACAAAAGAGAGCUUCUGCUGAACUCCAAUUCUGAAGACAUCGUGUUCCACCCAGACCCCCUUUGUCACAGUCGCAGCCAAAUGUCAUGCCGUGUUUUAUGUACGUGAUGCUCUAUGCUGUGUGUGACCUUGACCAAUCAUGUACUUUGCUCAGUGUUUUGCCGCGUGCUUGGUAUGGAGUUGUAUUCUCCUCAAUGCUACUUUAACAGAUGACCUGUCCUACGCUUGUUGGCUUGUUUUAAGCCGAGCUUGCUGACAGAGAUUUUGGUCUCAGGACCAUUAUGUAAUGCAGUCCUGGAUGUAUUCUGAUAGAACCAAAAUAUUUCAAUCACUCUUUCAAUAUUUAAUUAAUAUCUUAUAUUAAUAUUAUUAAUAUUUACUAAAUUUGUAGCAGAGAAACUACUUAGUCUUUUUUAAGCUGAAAAAAUAGUUACACGGGGAAAAAAGGAAUGUUAUAAUAAAAUGGCACCACAUGUCUUCAUUCUUUACUAGCAGGAGUCUGAACAGAAGUGCUCCUGUCCUGCCUGUUGGCUGAAUAGAAAUGCUUCCAACCACCAGUGGCACUGGAGCUGCAUAGAUUCCUGUUUGUGAAUGAGGCUGAAAUGACUAAAUGUGGUUUUGUAUCGUUUGUAUUGACCUCAAAGUAAAUAACCUCGCACUGUCACUGUAACUUUUUUGUAGUCCUCUUUAAAUGGUGCGAUAUUAAUUGGCCAUAAUGAAAGGGAGAUGCUUCCAUCAUUACCGUAACAAAUGUUAAGCACGCCCACUUUACGCAAAUGUGCAGGUUCUGUCAGAUGUCUUUCCAGGACUGUAAUACUGUAGUCCUCAACAAAAUUCAGAAAGCUGUGUCUUGUGUGAAACUCCCAGAAAAACAAAAUAGCAUGUAAUUGGAUGAGCACAUUGUCAUCAAAAAUACUUUGCAAGUACUCAGAUUGUAAGUUGACAUUGUCUGGGUUGCAGUAGCCUCUGAUGAAGGCUUUGCUGUGAUACGGCAAGAUGAGCACACGGUGUUCAGUAUUACAGCCACCACAUUAAACAGAUGAUGGUACUACGGAGGCCAAAAGCAUGACUGAAAUACAGAACGAGAAUUCAGCAUGAAACUGCUUCAUAUUGGGGUUAACAUGCUAAAAACCCUCGUAAUGUGAAUUCACCCAAAUCAGACAGAAAUGCUUGAGUUAAGGUUGAAAUGCAUCACUGACUGCCAGACAGAAAUGUGAACUGCCUCUCCCUGCCAUUCUUUGUGUUGUUUACAUAUCAUGAAUAUUAACUUUGCUGUAGCUGUUGCAUGUUUUUCUGUAGGAGAGGAGUGCCCCUGGUACAGAACUGUACACAUCUUAUACCUCCCGAAGAGCUUUUAUCAACUUCUGAGACAUAAAACACGUGUUUGCAUUUUGAGUCUUUGCCUUGCUCCUGUCACACUGUAGUGAAAAUGUUGCAGUCUGAGGAACUCUUAGUUUUUUUUUUCUUCCUCACUGAAAUGAAAUCUAACAAGCAAGUGUGAUGUCAUCUACCCAUUUGCUUUCACUGCUUUAUUAUCAGGGCAGUUUAUCUGGUAAUCCAUCUAAAGUAAAAGAUUAAUGAAGUAGAACUACUAUCUUAUCUCUCUUCUCCUGAAACAGCUGAACACUGUACUUUAAAGUGUUAUUUUAAUACUAAUAGUCAAUGUUAUUAGCAUGCUCUUAGCCACCGAAUAAACCUGCUUGUGAUAUUGGAAGUGAACACACUGGCUCCUCUUCAACCCUCUGUGGCCAUUGGUUAAUUAGCUUUUCUGCUAAGAUAAUUGAUGAUGAUCUGUGUCUGCAGAAGCAUAAACCUGUCUAACAGAUACAGUGUAUCUCAGGAAGUAUCUGACCCAUUUCUUUUCUAAUACACUCCUGUUUUCAUCAGCUCAGUACAGGCUGUAUAGUGACUUUUUUGUAAACACAACCGGGAGCUUAGUUUUGUGUUUCAGUGCAGCUUUCUCCCAUUUUAAGUGCCCAGUGAUUCUAAGAUGAGUUCAGUUGGAAGAGUGAAGCUGCUGCUACUGCUUCCUCCCUAAAAUCUGUGGAGACAGUGUUGGUUUAAUGAAAUGCCCUUGUUAACAAACUUAAUCAAAAUCUAAUUUUUUUCUCAACAAUGUGGCAGGCAGCUUGUGCAGCAGUCAAAAUUAAAAGGUAAUGUUUAAAUGUCUCUUCAAGUUUGGUCUCAGUGUAUCUGUGCUGUUAAUCACACUUGGAUAACUGCUGCAUUUUGAAAGCAAACCGUCUGUGAAAGGUGAACAGAAAUCUGUCAUGUAGAAUAGAUGUGUGCAUCACUAGACACGGUGGUACGUUCUGCUGUGGGACGGGGUUUGAGCAGCUCAGAGGGUAACAACAGAGUUUAGUUCUGGUAUUAAACCAGAUGUUCUUUAAAGUGCAACUGACAUUUUGUGGUCACUGAUGUUUGUUUGUUCAUCAUCUGUCUGAGUUGUGAGGUCUUCACUCCGUAGAAAUAGCAGCAUCUACAAAGCAGAGGGCUACAUAGACAACGUGCCAGUAAUCAUGAUCCCUGCAGUACCUCCCAGAAACAAUGUGAAAUAUUAGAAAAGGUACAAAAUCAAUUGAGUCAGCGUGGCCUUCUUGGUUUGAAUGAAAAGCUGUGCUCAUGCCAACACAUUUAUGCUGGGUGUCAUUUCUAACUCUUUCAUGUUGGUGCUGAUAUCAUACCCAAGUUUCUGUACCACUAAAAAAAAAACACCUAAAGUAAGCCAAAGUUCUGGAAUGAGAAGUGUGUCCAAAACUGCUAAAAUGAUGCAAAGAAGGAUUUGAUCAAAGAGAAAACGAGAGUAUUAUGGAUGAUGCCAACUCUUGGUACAACAUACCUGUUGCUCAGUCCCAAGAAGUCUUGAUCCUCACCUUCCUGUGAACUGUGACCCUGUAUCUGUUCUCGUCUUCCUCUGAGCUCAGCCUGUCUGCUGUGUGCUGCUUAGAGGAGUGUGUUACAGACAGUACCAUCAUUCAUACCAUGUGUGUUACCUAAUACCUCCACUGUGCAAUAGAUCAUGUUUACGUUUGUUGUUUUGUAUGUUAUUUGAAACCAGUCUGAUGUUUUUGACGUUAUGUAGCGUAUGUUCUUAACAUGAUUAUUUAUAGAUCCUCAGCCAGCCACUCCUCUGUCCUGACUUUGUUAAAGAAAUCAUGUUUUGAUUUCAUUCCACUACUUACAGAAUUUACAAGGUUUUUCGUUGCACAGUGAAAAGAAAACACCGUGUUCAUUAUUCAAAAUUAUUUAAAUAUCAGCAAUGUUUGUAGUUGUUGAAGAAAUAUUUAAAGAUCGGUUGUAGAUGACAAAUAUCAUAUUUCCUGAAUAAUAAUUUUCUAGUUUUAAUGUUCAUUUCAUCAAAAUGCUGAAUAUUUUUAUUUUGGUGUGAAGUGUUUGAAUUCAGUCUGUACUGACAUGCUGAUGCUUAGUAGUAAGCGGUCUGAUUUGGAGGGACUUCUGUCAUUUUUUUGUUUACUCUGGAGCUUGUUGGAAUCUAUUUUUCCUGCCUUCGACUGCUCACCAUCCCAUGUAGGCAAAGUAACCAGAGCUGUCUUUAUCCAGAUGCAUACAAUGUGUAUACAGUCUAUAUAGUAUCAUGUCUGUUAUAUUUGUCCGAUAAAGAGUGAGGAUGAAGAAGAAAAAGUAAACUUGUUAAGAAACCAUUUGGGGGAUUGGCUACAAUUAUACUAACAGCUGAGGAGAGAACAGAUGUUGGUUUACUUUGAACAGUGAUCCUCUCUACAUGGUCUGUACUGUUUACUAGAAUAAACAUUUCAGUUAAAAGAGAA